Messenger RNA from Didymosphaeria variabile, 657 nucleotides. It is a transcript of the gene CUTAB1, whose product is annotated as Cutinase. Gene Ontology annotation, biological process: carbohydrate catabolic process. Bases 1 to 657 code for a protein of 218 amino acids. The record is from RefSeq and is a predicted model, not a curated record. Lineage: Eukaryota; Fungi; Ascomycota; Dothideomycetes; Pleosporales; Didymosphaeriaceae. Gene Ontology annotation, cellular component: extracellular region. The transcript has 3 exons. Gene Ontology annotation, molecular function: cutinase activity.
AUGAAGUUCACCGUCUCUCUCGCUUCGAUUGUCGCUGUGACCAGCGCGUUCCCGCUGUUCACCCGCGACUCCACGACUACACGGACGGAACUCGAGGCUGGAAGCGCCUCUGCUUGUCCGAAGGCUAUUCUGAUCUAUGCGAGGGGCUCGACGCAGGAAGGAAACAUGGGCGAACAACCCGGGCCGAUCCUUGCCGAUGCGCUCGAGUCUUACUACGGUGCAGCCAACGUUUGGGUCCAGGGUGUAGGAGGAGCGUACACUGCCGGACUUCUCGACAACCUUCAGCCUAAGGGCACGACCGAUGCUGCUAUCGCUGAGGGAGCCCGCCUUUUCAAGCUUGCAAACACAAAGUGCCCGAAGACUCCUGUUGUUGCUGGUGGCUACAGCCAAGGCGCAGCCCUCAUCGCGGGCGCGAUCCCCACUCUCUCGGCCACAGUGAUCAAUCAGGUUAAGGGCAUCGUCCUCUUCGGAUACACCCGCAACAAGCAGAACAACGGCGGCAUCCCGAGCUACCCGCAAGCUAACCUGGCGGUUUACUGCGCUGACGGAGACUUGGUCUGUGACGGAACUCUGAUUGUAUUGCCUGCGCACUCUACUUACGAGGACGAGGCUGCGGAUGAGGCGCCGAAGUUUUUGGAGAGCAAGAUUGGUGCUUGA